Messenger RNA from Dermacentor silvarum, 963 nucleotides. Its product is annotated as lipase 3. Lineage: Eukaryota; Metazoa; Arthropoda; Arachnida; Ixodida; Ixodidae. The coding region runs from base 1 to 963 and encodes 320 amino acids. The transcript is spliced from 7 exons. The record is from RefSeq and is a predicted model, not a curated record. Gene Ontology annotation, biological process: lipid metabolic process.
AUGGAGUUCAGCCUCUUCGAAAGCAGACCCCAAAGCCAGACUAUUAUCCUAGAAGUCUGUUUUGCGCCCUUGGGCCAAUCCGACAUGUGGUGCAGAGAGUCCCUCAUCGGCAACAAUGGCUACCCCUUAGAGACCCACGAGGUAGUCACCGAAGAUGGCUACAUGCUGCAGAUGCAUCGAAUACCCCACGGAAGGAUGGGUUCCUGCGCUCACAUCAGCGCUUCCAAGGACCGCUGGUGCGGAGGACGCGGUCCGGUCUUCGUCAUGACGGGCCUUCUCGCAGAUUCCGCGUCCCUGGUGCUCGACUUCCCUGACCAAUCACUCGGGUUCGUGCUGGCUGACAAUGGCUACGACGUCUGGCUCGGAAACACCCGGGGAAACACAUUCGGCAGGAGGCACCGAUCUUUGGAUGUUCGGUCGAGGCAGUUCUGGAACUUCACGUUCCACGAGCACGCUAUCUACGAUCUUCCCGCUCAGAUCGACUACGUGCUGAGCAACACAGUACAAAGGCAGCUUCUGUACAUUGGCCUCUCUCAAGGCACGCUCAGCUUCUUCACCAUGAUGUCCGAGAGACCCGAAUACAACGACAAGGUGAAGGCAUUCGCCGGACUAGCGCCCUUCCACAAGCUGGCUCACAUCGAAGUGCCACCACUCGCCAUCUUUGGCCCAUAUGCGGAAUCCCCGCUGCGCCUCGCUCAAGCGUUAGGUGGCUACGAGAUGCUCCCCAACGACUUCCAGCUCAUGAGCCUCGUGAGGCUAUUGUGCGGAAGGGUGGCCAAGCCCGUCUGCACUUUCCUCGGUGACAGGCUCAACAACCUCGGAAGCAGAUACAUCAACCUGGGCUUCUCCCCUGGUCCUCCGUCUCCCCGCAUUGUGCUGCGAGUGCACGUUGCGGGGAAAAGGAGAGACUGUAAUGUGAGGCCUUUGGUCCUUAGUGAGAUUAUGUUUGUGUUCCUCUUCUAG